GAGAUCAAGCGCAGCGUGAAGACGGAAGUGCGUUAGAUUCCGUGGUGGAAAAAGUUCGUACAAGUUGUGUUCAUGCCAGUGUGAAAAAAAGUCACGUUUCUGGCUUUUGUCGACACUCAUGAGAUUGCGCUGAAGCCUUUUUGAAGACACUUUUGAAGGUAAUGAUAACUUUACGUCGUCAAACAAGACCUGAGAUGUGCUGUUUGAACUAAUUCGGGGAUUAACGCCACAUGAUAAGGAGUCAUUUUGUUUCAUAACACUGUUUCUACUCUGUUUAGGCGUUAGCAGUGCAUUGUUUUCGUUUGACAACAAGAUUAUUUGCGAGGUGUGAGCAACAAGUAAGAUAGCCCGUAUGAGUACUAAACUGUGGUGCGUUUUUAAUCAUUUGUUCGGUUUAGUGGUUUGUUAUUUCUAUUAGUAGUGCAGCUGAACUAGUUGUUUGUGGGAUCUGUGCCAGCCUAGCUCAGCCUUACCUCGCUGCCAGUGUUAAUCGGCUGAUGCUAAACUAAGUAACAUUGAUCACUCAUACGGGGAUUUACAAUCUAGCUGGCAACAAAAUUAGAUAGCAUAUUAUAAGAAACUAUGGUAUGGAUUAUUUUGGCCUCACUGUAUCCAGUCAAUCCAGCACAUUCACACCAUAGAAAUGCCAGGCAUGCUGCUGCUGUGUGCCACACCUUAUUGAGGCUUUUAGAGAAAGGAAGGAGGGACAGCGAGUUUUUUGGUGUUAUUGAUAUAAAUAAAUAGUUGUGAAAGUACCUCCCAGUCUUACUCAUCAUGGGUGAAGAAAUCCUUUCCAGAGAAUCACAACAAUAGACAGCAUUGAAGCUGCUCAAUUCAACCACGUUUGCUGGAAAGAGCUGCUCCAUCCAAUAACUGGAGGCAAAGCAGCGUGACACCCACAACGCCCCCCUCAGCCAUCUGCAGAGACAGAGACACACACUGUGUCCGAUAGGGGGUGGUUCAAUAUCUAACCUUUCAGUAGAUUUAAGUUUCUGGGAAAAGAACAAAGUUUUUUUGUCAAAUCCCAGAUCUUGGACAAGCUCAAAGGAAAACUAGUUGCAUCUCAAAGCUGUCAUUAAUGAAUUAAUCCUUAAAACACACACUCAAUGUGAUUGAUAUUAAUGAAUGCACUGAAUGUUCUUCCAUGACUUGUUUUUUUAUUUACUAGAAUUUCUGUUUGAAAAGACCAAAAUGAGGAACAAGUAUGACAAAAUGACAAUUUUGGUUUUAGGAUUGAUUUUAAAAUUUUAUAAUUAGCUUAUAAAUCUUAAAACAGGCUUACUCCUUUUUAUCUCUCUGACCUUUUAAAACCCUGUAUUUCAUCUCAGACUCUCAGAUCCUCUGACCAGUGCCUUCUGGCUGUCCUUAGGUCAAGGUCAAAGUUCAGGGGGUAACCAGGCCUUUUCCGUUGCUGCACCUAAGCUCUUGAAUGCUCUUCCCCUUCAUGUCCGACUGUCCCCCUCACUGCCUGUUUUUAAAUCAAAUUUGAAAACGAACUUUUAUUCCCUGGCUUUUAACUCCUGAGAACUUGGCCUUUUAAUCAUGUUUUUACUGAACCAUCUAUGUCCCCUGUUUUUAAUGUGUUCCUGUGUCUUGUUUUAUUGUUGUCUGGUUCUUUUUAUUUUGUUUUUAAUUCUACUGUACAGCACUUUGGUCAGCACUUUGUUGUUUUUAAAUCUGCCAUAUAAAUAAACCUGGAUUGGAUUGGAUUGGAAUUUAAAUGAGAAAAUAUUGUUUUAAAAAUAUUAUACAUUUGAUAUAAGCUAUCUCGAAAACUUGCUAAAGAUGUAUUAUUUGAAGUUUCUCAUUGUUGUGAUGAUUGCUGCAUUAUGUUGAGUAAUGUUUAUUAGGGGGAACAUAAUGUUCCAGUUUGAUGUCAGUGUGAUGUUUUCUUCACAGGGACCAGAACUUUGUGAGAAUGAAAGGUGAAGCAGGCCCAGUUCAGAUCGUGUCAGUGUGUGAGGAGGAUCACUCCUUUACUUUGGACACAGAGGCUCUGGCCAAGGUUCUGUUGGCUCCUGAGGUCCGAGACAAAAAUGUGGUGGUGCUGUCGGUGGCAGGAGCUUUCAGAAAGGGCAAGAGCUUCCUGCUUGACUUCAUGCUCCGUUACAUGUACAGGAAGGUUAGUCAAACUGUGAUCUGAAAUGUCAGGGUGUCACAUUUUUUUUAUUUUCAUCUGAACAAAAAUGAUUAUGGCGCUGUAAUUAGCCUUUUUUUCAUGCAAAAUGUGUAAAAGAAAAAUUCACAAGGUGAGGUAAGGAUCACAAGGUAAGGAAAUAGUGGUAAACCACUAAAAAUUUUUGUAUAAGAAUAAUGAAGGUGUUUGAUUUGCCAACAUCUAACAAGUUACAGCACAGCUCACAACAUCAGACCCAUGUGGAUCGAAACCGAGAUUUUUAGUCUAGAAGGCAACAGGCAACCAUGUAAAGAGAUUAUCACCACUACCAUAUGUGUGUGAACAAAUGAGGAUCUUUUUCAUUUGUAAAGUUAGGUUGGGGUGAAUUGAAGCUGUAUGUGUACUCAGCUCAGUACACAUUAUAUUUGGCUUCAUGUUAGGCUGAGUACAGAGUGUGACUGGGAAAAAAACACUUAUGAAUGUACCCAUAGUGUUCUUGUGCAAGUGUACAGAAUAAAGUAAACCAGUGUUGUAUAAGUUCACUGUGUCGAUGAUGCUCACAGGGUUACAUCCCUCACCUAAAGGGAACUUGUUACACACAGACAUAUUCUUUAUGACUGGGAAGUCACAUCAGGCGAUGCUGUCUUGUUUUGACAGUGUGAGAAUCUGGUUAAGUCAGCAAGAGCCUUGGGCUGGUAUAGCCCAUCCCCUCUGUAACAUGUGGACUAACUAGUUUUCUGAACAGAUAAUUGGGUCAUAAUUGGGUAACCUGUAGAGUCAACCUGGAUUGUCAUUUCAGGUACAUAUUUUAAGAGAACCUCACCCUUUUCAUUAUAUUUAAUACACAGAUAAGGAAAUCUUUGUGACUUUAGUAACUCCCUUUUUUGGUUUACUAAAGUGCCAAAUAUAUAUAUAUCUGGCUAAGGAGCUUGUUAGGCUAUGACUGAGUUUGCAGUCCACUUAUUACUUUCUGUGUUGUAAAUUAUGCACAGCAGCUGUGGUUUCUAUUAAUAAUUCAGCGUAACAUGUCUGCUGCUCUAGUACUGUAUUCUUCAAGGUAAUUGGAAGUACAUGACAAGGCAUGUUUCUAAUUUGAAUAAAAGCCAGAGGGUCUAAACCCAGAGUUUCUCAGUUAAGCCCCAUCCUGCCCUUUUUUUGAUCCAUAAAAACUAAGAUGUGUUUCUGCAGGGUGAUGAAAACUGGUUGGGAAAUGAAGAUGAGCUGCUGACUGGCUUUUCUUGGAGAGGUGGUUCAGAACCAGAGACGACAGGCAUCCAGCUGUGGAGUGAAGUUUUCCCAAUCAGGAAGAGUGAUGGGACAGAGGUUUGUUAUUUAUUUAUGCAUUAUGUGUAGCUCUGUGUGUUGUGUAAUGUUUGCAUGUCACUGAAAAGCUCUAGGAACAUAAAAAUAAAAGCUUUCAGGUCAAAGAUUUUGCAAAAGAAAUUCCAAACUCUGGUUCCCUAAGAGUCGACUUAAUAACUUUGAAAAUAAAAUGAUUAUAUCAAACUUAAUACUUUUGAAAACAUCUAUAUUUUGGUGCUACAUUGAAGACAGUCUUGUUUCUAAAUGUUGUUUUUGUUGUGCUACACAUACAAUCAGAAGUCAUGAUCAUACCAGUGCCCCCACAGGCUGUAAUUGAUCCUAUAAUUAACUCAACUUCCAUACAUCAAUUACAAUAAUAAACAAAAUAAUGAGAAAAUUAAUUCUGCUUUUAUUUUAUUGUGAUAUACCGAAAAUAAUUUACUGUAUCCACUCUACUAGUACAGUAUAUUUUAACAAAAAAAAAACAACCCUUUUUGGCCACACCCAGUGUUCAGCUGAUCGACUGAUUUUCUACCUCUACACCUCUAGGUGGCAGUAGUGUUGAUGGACACUCAGGGAGCCUUUGAUCACAGGUCCACUGUGAAGGAUUGUGCUACCAUCUUUGCUCUCAGCACCAUGACCAGCUCAAUACAGGUGACUGAUCUCUUAGUACUGACAGAAGCAUUUCUUAUUUACCUCAGUAUCAUCUGCUCUGACACAGUUUUUCUUUUUAGAUCUACAAUCUGUCUCAGAACAUCCAGGAGGAUGAUCUGCAGCAGCUCCAGGUCUGUGUACACUAAUUUGACUAGAGUCUACCUGAAGAAGUAUGUAUUUAGACUCAAAGUAAUUAGAGAAGCAUGUUUGGAAAUGAAGAGUGCCUUUAACUAUUUGAUUAAGUUGAUUUCAGUAAAUAGAAACAAUAAUGUAGAAGUCUGGUAAUAAGGGUUUCCUGCUUCAUACAGAAGAGCAUGUUGCUUUCUUUUUACAGCUCUAAAUGAACUGCUCUCCUUUUCUUCACAGCUGUUCACAGAGUAUGGCCGGCUCGCCAUGGAUGAGAUCUUUCUGAAGCCUUUUCAGGUACCAAACUUCCAAAAGACUUAAAUAAAAACAUCUGCAGAGGGCAUUCGAGAUGAUUUAAGUUGCUCUAUUCAAUGUGCUUCUAUAAAAAGUAAAUGUUUUUCUCUCUUAAGCUUGUUCAUCUUUUUUCUUUCAUAGUCUUUGAUGUUCCUGAUCAGGGACUGGAGCUUUCCAUAUGAAUAUCCUUAUGGAUUCAAAGGAGGCAAUGAGUUCCUUGAUAAAAGAUUACAGGUACCACAUUUGGUCUCGUUGGUUAAGCAGAAAUGAUACAUUUGACACACCUUAUAUACUAAUUUCCAUAGUAAUUUUGUGUUGUCUUUACAGGUUAGUGAGACCCAACAUGAGGAGCUGCAAACAGUGAGAGAGCACAUCAGCUCAUGCUUCACCAAAAUUUCAUGUUUCUUGUUGCCUCACCCUGGGUUGGACGUCGCCACCAGCCCCACUUUUGAGGGGCAGCUCAGAGGUAAAACCCCUUGUUUUCCGUGCUUGUUUCAACUUGUUAAAGCUGACAUGUUACUUGUUACAGUUGAGUUCACUGUUGGAUAUACUGAGUACCAUUUUCCUGAGUACUGAAGUUUUUAUUUAUUUAUUGUCAGAUGUGGCCCCGGAGUUUAGAGAGGAGCUGCAGAGUCUGAUCCCCAAACUGCUGCAUCCGGAUCGUUUGUGUGAGAAAGAAAUCAAUGGAAACAAAGUCACCUGUCGUGGGCUGCUCGAAUUCUUCAAGGUAACGUUUUUAUUUCAUCUGAGAUUUUUCUGCUGAUCUUGCACCUUUUUUUUUAUAUCUGAAAUGUGAUGUCGUUGGAUCAGGCUUACAUCAAGAUCUACCAGGGAGAGGACCUGCCACAGCCAAAGACUAUGCUCAUGGUAUUUAUGUUUAUUAUUUCUUUUCUGUUCUUUAUUAAUCUGUUUUUGAGAAGUAAAUACUAGAGCACACUAGAGCCUUUUAUUGUUAUUGCUAAUUUUAACAAAGAGAUAGGCUUUCAAAAUUCAUAAUACUCAACAAAAAUAAGACAAGACUGUAGAUAAUAUAAGCUAAAUAAUAAGACUGUGCAUCAAAAGAAAACAAAGAUCAUAGAGCAAUACCCCAACUACAAACUUAAAUAUAAUCAGACACAAAGAAACUGGAACUCAAAAGCUUAAGGUUUUAGCGUGUGCUGGAUUGAAAUAAUAAAUAGGCAUGAGUAAUAUUGACUUGUCUGAUUUGUUGGUUUGUUUUCACUCUACAUGUUCCUGUUUGUCUCAUCAGGCCACCGCAGAGGCUAAUAACCUGGCAGCUGUGGCAGCAGCCAAAGAUCAGUAUUACAAGGACAUGGAGAAGGUGGGUUCACCAACUACUGUCUUCUCUAUAGUUGGUGUAUUUUUUUAACCAACAGAGUAAGGCUAUAUAACCCUGUUGUAUUCUGUAAGAAACACCUGGUUAUGUUUGUGUAAUUCUGAACACCAAAGUCUUUUUCUUCCUGAUUAUCUCAAAGGUGUGUGGGGGGGACUUGCCGUAUGUGUCCCCUGAGAUUUUGGAGGAAAAACAUCAGUUUAACUUCAAAGAGGCUCUUCACUCCUUCUCCUCCACCAAGAAGAUGGGUGGACAAGAGUUUUGUGAUCGUUACCAAGGACAGUUGGAAAAGGAGCUGGAGGAAAUGUGGCUGUCAUACAGCAAGCACAAUGAGGUAGGAGAAUGCCUCCGAAAAAUAGAAAUUACUCCAUCUGCCUUUAUAGUUUUAAAAUCUUAUGUAAUAUCACAUGUCAUGUUUUCUCUGGUCUGUUUCAGCUCUGAGUUUGAACUAUUUUAAUUGUUUUUAUCACUUCUGUCCACUGAGUGAGCUUUAAUUUGGUUUUCCCUCGUUUUUAAUAUAUUUUAAAACAAUUGACACUUAGGACAAAAAUGUCUUUGUGCCCCAAAAGAACUGGGUGGACAACAUGUUGCUAACCCUCUGGUCUGAGAAAUGGGGAGUCAAACUCCAACAGAGAGCAAGGGGGCCCAGAAACGUGAAGUUUGCCACAUAUUAUUUAAUCAACAUGUUGGAUGUCACAGAGAACUUCAUAUACACCAAAUAUGACAAAAUCAGAGAACUUCAAGAGAAAAUGACCAGCGCUGAGUGACAGAGCUUAACGCUGCUCUAAAAGAGACGAUGAAUAUUUCAGUUUUUAUUUACUCUGUUGGCAUUGAACACAGUUGGCCCUAUUUGCUUUCACUCUCCUGGUCCAGGAUCUGUGUGUGGAGGGUCCUGGAAUUUGCAAAGGAGUUUUGGCAGACACGAAUUUUAGCAGUGUGAAUCUGUGCUUGAUUACUCUUCCUCACAGAUGUAGGUGACAUAACGGUUGUGCCACGCUGGACUGAAAUUGAACUCUUUAUUUUUGAAUUUAAGGAAAAUAGAGAGUUGAAUUUUAAAGUAGGUUGAAUACUCUUUCAAAUCAAAUAAAUUCAGUUUCAAAACAUUAAUUUCAAUUCUUUCUUUUCAAAUUCAACAUCAUUAUUCAAUUUCAGUUUCAGCAGUGAGCAGGAUGAAUAGUUUGAAAACAUGAUGGAAAAUGAGGAGCACAUCCAAACCAUAGUCAUGUUUUAAAUUAGACUAAAACUGACACUAACCUGAGAGUGUAGACAAAUAUAUAACUCACAGUGAACAAGUAAUUAUUUAAGAUGGUGUACCAGAUUUACUACACGCUGCCAAAGUUGUUAUUUUGCCCUUGCUGUGAACAAAAGUUAGAUUAUCAUUGUUCUUGUCAUGUUUUUGUGUGUCAAGGCUUUUUUGAGCCUCUAUCAGAGAGGGCAGGACAGUGGAUAGAGCAGGAAGCUGGGGGAGAGAAUGGGGAGCGGCACACAGGAAAGAAGCCCCCAGCUGGAAUCACAAACUGUUUUGAAAGUUUGCAAAUCAUUCAAACACUGUACUGACUUUAAACUGCAAGGCAACACACCAAGUGCUGAAUUUGAACAGUUUUACUCUUUUGUUAAAAACUAUUUGCUCAUUUUAAAUUUGAUGCCAGCAACAUAUUUCAAAAAAAUUGGGACAGGAUCAACAAAAGAGCGAAAGAGUUGUCAAAUGGCAAGGCGGAGGAGUGGAAAACUGUCCUGUGGACCAGUGAGUGAAAAUUUGACAUUUCUUUAUGGGAAUCAUCGAGGCCUGACCCUCCACUCUAAAGGGACUACCAGCACAUAGUUCAAAGGCCAGCACCCAGCAGCAUGCAUCUGUGUUGUAAGAGUCCAGGUGCUAAACUGGGUUGCCUGCAUUCUCAACUUGUCACUCAUGAGAACAUUUGGCUAAACCUAAAAAUUCAAUAAAAGAGACCUGAUCGGGUGAGCAGCAGUUGUCGUACAGCAGGAAAGAGCUGGACAACAUUUCACUUUGAAACUUGAGAAACUGGUCUCCUCUGUUCUCAAGCAUUUAUCAUAUCUUUGUUGAGUGAUAAUAAAAUCAUCUUUUCUAAAAGAUGAUGCCGGCACCAAAUUUAGGAGCAUAUAUUUUCACAGAGUAACAAAUUUGUCCAUUUCUACAGAUGCACUAUCUCCACUUUAUUAUAGAGUUUAAAUGACUGGUGUUGAGGUUGUGUCAGUGCUUCAUUCUAUCAUGUUUUGGCAGUAUAGUGAUUCACUUUGUGUUGUUAACGUUCUGUUUUUUCUGUCUUGCAAAAGUCCAAAAAUCUCUUCAGCGCGUUCCGCACACCUGCAGUGCUGUUCGUCCUGGUGUGCCUCCUCUACGUGCUGUCAGGUGUGUUGCUCUUUGUCGGCCUCUCUACCUUCGCCCUGGUGUGUGACUGUACUCUCGGUGUGGUCAUGAUGUCCAUGCUGACGUGGGCCUUCAUCCGCUACUCCGGGAGGUACCAGCAUGUAGGGGGAGCCAUCGACCAGGCCGCUGGUGUCGUCCUGGAGCAGGUGAGGAGAAUGGGAUGACAGUGGUUCUUAUUGUGAUAAGGUUUGCAACGGCAAUGACCCAUGAAUUUAAGUAACUAGAGGGAGCAGGUCAUAGUGAGGGGAAUACCAAAAACACACUCAACAAUCCCAGAGUGAGAGAAAGAAGCACUAAUCUUUUGUUUGGCUUAAGUGCUUGUUUACAGCAUCAUGUUCUGUGUAGCAUACCAUCAAUGGAUACAAGCACAGUAUUACUUUGGAUUCCAAACACUCCCAGCAUUGUGCAACAGAUUUAUUUUAUUUUUAUCCAGAAAACAACAGACACAGAAGGUGACACUUAUUUGGAUGUUAUCAUGAUAGGAAACCAAUCAGAGUAACUGCUUGGACAUACUUCGAAUGUCACCUUAUAAAUAGUAUAAUCUAGUUUGCCAUCCGUAAAAGUUUAUGCAAAAGCUGUUGGGGCAUUGAGAUGUUUCCUUUGGCUAAGGUAAGGUCAUAUCAGAAGAAGGUCUUUGCUUUUGCAGCUGCUUUAAAUCACAGGUUGGUCAUGUGGCCGCUCGCCAACUGCUGUGUCUGCAAUCUGCACACUUCUCAUGAUGUCAUCGGACUCAUUUGGUGUUUGGCCAUCAGCAGAUGAGAAGCCCUGAUCAAGACUAACUACCAGCUACAAUAUUAGUGGACCCUUGAGAGUUUUUGCAGAGCAUAUUAAUAUAAAUUUAUCAUUUAACAUGUGACAUUGAUAAUGCCACAUUUUUUAAUCCCGGAAGAAACGUAAUGUUGCACUACCUGUGACUGAUAUGUGGUGUAGAGAAAGAAACAGCAGAAUCAAAGAGAAAAGUGCAGACUCUGAACUUGAUCACCUCUGUUCAGCUGACAUGAAGACAUCAGCUGAUAUGUUAUUUUGAAAUUGACAGAAAUUGUUGCACCCUUUCUGAUAGAUGAUGGAAGACAGGAUAACAGUCAGGGGGAAGAGCAUACUUAUGCAGAGUAACACAGAUUUCUACCAGGUCAUAAACUUUUGGCUUUGUAAACUACAGAGAAGUGACAUAUUUUCCAAGUUUGUUGUUAAGAACAAAAACUAUGACUUAAGGUUGGGUGACAUAAAUUCAUCUGAUAUAAUGGAAUUUAGGGUUACUGACAAUCCGCACUCAUCAUGUAAAUCAGCAUUGGACUGUUAGGUAGUGUGACUAUCAGAGCGAAUCCAGUGUCAAAUUUCCAAACAGUGAAUUAAUGACAGUGAGGGCCAGAUAAGAUAGAUGUUUGUUUUCUUGUCUCUGAUUUGCUGUUUUUAUGAUCACUCCUUGAUUACACUUUCCAACCACAAAAGAAUUGAUUUGAACCACUUCUAUUAUUCAUUAGUCUAUUUCCUGAAAAUAUAUUCAUUACUCUUUGUAAACAUAAUUGCUUUUAGCAGUGAGUUCUGUUGACGGAUGAGAAUUAACGUGUGGCGCUUAUACAGAACUGGACUCACAAAUCACAAAAACUAAUGGAACUAACACACCCUUAGUCUUAAAGCCUUACUUUCAACCCUCUUGAGGCCAUUUUUAGAUUUCUCACUAGUCAGCAUUUUUUCCUGAAGACAAGCAGAAGUGGUUUGUCUGAUCGAAACCACUCUGUUCAGUGACUCAAGUUCAGUGUGACAGUUGUUAACUCAGUGAAUGUUGUGGGAGGAAAAAACAUGACAAUGCAAUGACUUUUCGUUUCUCCUCUGCUUCUAGGCGACCGUGGCGUUGAACAAGUCAAGAGGUGUGAACACCGGUGACCAGAAGAAAUCCAGUUAGGGGACCUCUGUUUCAUCGUAAAGUUGAUGCACCCCGCACACAACACAAGCACACAUUCAGCUCUAAAGCCUUAUAAUGCCUCCCAGUGGACCAAACAGAAAGCUAAACUACAUCGGCACAAGGUUAAAAAAUAAGAAAAAAAAAGUCAAUUCACCAGCAUCUCUAUUAUGCACAUUACGGUGCCUGACAAAGUUCAGGCAUGUAUUCAGGUGGCUGGAUUCACUAAGGCAGGGGGUCAAACAUUCAAACCCCUCUAAAUGAUACUUGAUGCUUUCAUUUAAAAACUGCCAUAAUUUUGAUAAGUUUACAAUUGGUCUUGGAAGACAAGUCAAUGUUUACCUGAAAAAUAACAAAACACUUCAGUUUUCUAUCUCUGUGCAUAAUCUUUACUUUUCUUUGCGUUGUUACAGUCAGGAGCUUUCAGGGUGCUUUUCAAACAAAGUUUCUGCGGUUUUUCUUUUAUGAACUACCUUUCAAAAUGCUGGCUUUAAAGCUCUAACACUUACAGAUGUUCACUUAUGGCUGUAUUUUUUUUACUUUGUGGCCUUAAAUACAUUCCAUACUGUUGGAUUUGCUUUAUAUUUGAUAUAAACUUGCAUAUAAAAAGGGUGAGCUGUCACUACUUUUAAAGGAGGAGAGCAUACGCACUUUCUUAAGGUUCAGUAGGUUUUGUUAGAUGUGUUUCGUGAGAGCUCUGUAGAAUCUCGUUUACUUCAAAUGCUUUGCUGCUUUUUCUUGGAUUUGUGUUACACUUUGUACAAGAUUUUUUGAUACUGUUUACUGGACUUCUGCAGGUAAUAUGUACAAGGACUUAUACUGUGCUAAACUUUCUAGCUCCAAAGAUGAGGCUUAUUUGGAAUACUUCAAAGUAUACUAAAUAUCCACCAAAAUAAAACUAGCAACCAAACAGCCAAAGAGUAAGCUUGACAUAUACUGGUAGCUAUAAGUAUGCAUUGACCUAGUACUCUUGUUACUUUAGAUAAAAGCAGCUUGAAUGAAAAAUAACACUUUGAAAUCAAUGGAAAAUAGCACUUAUUGUUUUCAGAGACUUCACAUCUUAACAAAUUAAGCACUUUGUCCUCGAUCUAUACAUGAAAUGAUAUCAGCUUGUUUGAACCUCCAGAAACCAUUCCCUGAUGUAAUGCUGUUACUACUUACCUCUUAGUGUCUGUGCAUUCUUGUUUACAGAUGCUCUUUUUCCAUAAAUGUCUGAAAAAUGGGUAGAUGCAGGAGGUUGUCAGCAAAGCCUGAAAUACAUGCAUGUUUGGAUCAGAGACUUGUUUAAAAUCACCUCCAAGUAAUGUUUGUAAAACAUUUAAAAUCAUUCACAAAAAGGUAGAAAAAAGCUGCCUAACUGCGCUCUAACAAUGAUUCAAAUGUAUAGGUCAUAAUAAUACAGGGCCAAUCUACAGUAAUAUUGAAGGUAAGACUCUCGGUUUCUAGUUUUUUUUUUGACUAUCGUAACACAUUCCAUGUCUGUCAUUCUACAAGAGGAGAAAACUACAUGUUUUACAAGCAUUCACUUUUGCACUUUCCAUCCUCUUUGGUGCUCUUUGCACUCGGCUCAUUGAGAAUUAAAAAUAAAAUGCAUGCAAUAUUGUAAUAAUGGUCAUGUACUCAUGUUUUGCAGGGCUGUGGUAGCCUUGACUUGAGAAAUGCUGUUUUAUAAGGAAUAAACAGAGCUUUAAACUGAUAAUGCA
Xyrichtys novacula (pearly razorfish) is the source of this 11817-nucleotide messenger RNA. Lineage: Eukaryota; Metazoa; Chordata; Actinopteri; Labriformes; Labridae. The record is from the annotation of a GenBank genome assembly.